Molecule: messenger RNA, 915 nt
Organism: Colletotrichum tamarilloi
Lineage: Eukaryota; Fungi; Ascomycota; Sordariomycetes; Glomerellales; Glomerellaceae
Product: necrosis inducing protein
Exons: 2
Coding region: 1-915 (304 amino acids)
Source: RefSeq, a predicted model, not a curated record
AUGCUGUCUCAUCCUCUCCUCUCUCUCCUCCAUCUCCUUCCCCUGUUAGGCCUAGCCACCUCAAGUCUACUGCCCCGCGGCAAAGACAUAGCAUUCGGCGACAAAUGGAAAAACCACAAUGAAAUCAUCGCGCUCCGUCCGCGUGCCGACGAGGACCUGCUCGGCGACAUUGAGCUCAAAUUCGCGCCCUUCCUAUAUUCAUGGCACGGCUGUAUCCCGUACCCUGCAGUCGAUGUCGACGGCAAUCAUGGGAGAGGCUUGAAGCCUACCGGUGACGCCGGCGGUGAUUGCCGCGACUUCAAGCAAUCCGGUCAAACAUACUCACGAGUCGGAAAAUCCCAUGAUAGAUGGGCGGUCUUAUACAGCUACUAUUUGCCCAAGGUCCAGGGGAAAGAAGAGCAGCAUCGACAUCACUGGCUGACUGUUGUCGUCUGGCUUGCUUUUGACACAUGCCCGGAUGAUGCCAGAGUUUUCUCUCGUCGUGGCGUGAGCUACUCUACCAGCCCCGGCAACUUCGACACCACCAGGUCCAACACCCUCUUCACCGAUGAUGAGUACGGCCUUGGGACUCACCCUAUCGUGGCGUACGAUGCUGGCCAACCCAUCUUCCCCUCCAGCUCAGGCCCGGACGGUGCUCUGAGACCCCCUCUGGUGGGCUGGCAGAGCCUCCCCGGUCUCGUCAAGGAGCAGUUCAAUGGCAUGCAGUACGAGCACACCAAAGUUCCCUUCAGCGAUAACAAUUUCCAGAACUUCCUGGAUGCCGCCUACUCCGACGUCUUUUACAAAGACGUGCCAACUGGCCAGGAAUGCGGAUCCGACGACCCGCCUCAGUCCGAAAUCGACCCGGACUUUGGUGAGGCCCUACCGACUUCCACAGCCCCGGUUGCGGAACCUACUGACGACGGUCUUCGCUGA